Morchella sextelata is the source of this 6924-nucleotide messenger RNA. RefSeq lists its product as uncharacterized. The transcript has 9 exons. The record is from RefSeq and is a predicted model, not a curated record. Lineage: Eukaryota; Fungi; Ascomycota; Pezizomycetes; Pezizales; Morchellaceae. Bases 1 to 6924 code for a protein of 2307 amino acids. Gene Ontology annotation, biological process: DNA integration. Gene Ontology annotation, molecular function: protein binding; nucleic acid binding.
AUGUCUACACAUGGAGAAUCGUCAUCCAAGGCUGAUGAGACUAAACCCUCAGAAACCACAGCCACCAGUAACAUUCGUCUCAAGUUUGAUGGACUUCCUAAACUACAAGGGCAAUCCAACUACCAAACUUGGGCGAGUGCCUGGAGGAUAACGUUCGAUGCUGUAGACUGGUGGGAAGCGUUGAGCAUCGAGAACCCUGACGAGAAUGACACCGAACUCAGCAAAACCGAGAUAAAGAAAGCUCGUAAACAAAUGCACAGCCUUCUCAUCUCUGCUGUAUGUGAAGAAAUACAACCAACAGUCGUCUCCGCCGAAAAUGCAUUCUACGCAUGGAAGGCGCUCAAAGACCUCUACGAUCGUGUCUCACCCAACACCACGAUCACCCUCCUCAGCCGCGUCCUAGACACGAAGAUGCAAGAAGGCGGAUCACUGACCGAGCAUCUCGCAAACUUCGAUGCGAACUGGAAUACUCUCAAGUCCAGAUGCCAAAGCGCAGACCACAAACUCGCUCAGGCCCUCCUACCCCUCACCAAAUCUAACGAAGCCAUGGCGGCAUUCCUCCUAAGCUCGCUACCCAAAUCGAUGAGCAACGUUGUCGACAACAUCCAGACCAAACAGGAUGUUACCUACGAAGACGUUCGCCAACGACUACAGAACCUGGAUGAGGUAGCCCCUCAAACAGGAAACAAAGUGCUCCAUACCAGGAGUACUACAAGCGACAAGGAAUGCACCUGGUGCAAGAAAAGGGGUCAGCCUUACAAAGGCCACGAGUACACGGAGUGCAGAAAGCUCAAGGAACAGAACAAGAACAGGAAGGGAAGAAGAAAGGACAACUCGGCAUCGGUUGUAGUAAAUGACACUACAACCACUAUCUGUAUGGUACGCCACGACAACUCCCAACCCCUUACUUGGAUCCUUGAUUCUGGAGCAACCUCUCACGUCACACCCUUCCAAGACCAACUCAUCAACAUCCAACCUCACACCGGCAAUGUCCGAACAGCUGAUCGAACCAACCACGCUGUCACCGGAAUGGGAAGCGCUAGUUUCAGCUGCCACCUUCCCGAUGGAAGCAGAUCUUCCAUACUCCUCACCGAUGUGCUGUUGGUCCCAACCUUGGGAAAUGUGGGAUUGGUCUCCGAAACCGUGCUCGACAAAAAGGGAUUUAGAACGGAGUCAGGAGGAGGAAGCAAGUUGGUUACAAAAGAAAAGAAAGGAAUAAUUUGGGCAAAAUUGGAGAAGGGACUUUGGAAUGUACAAGUAGUUAGCAAUACAGUUCGUUUGACCACUUAUGAUGAAUGGCAUCAAGCGUUAGGCCACCCUGCGACACUAGAAAACUUGUAUCACGACAUUCAAAGGCUGCCUCCCAAACCAGAAAUUUUCCACUGCAGUCAAUGUGCACUAUCAAAGAGCGUACAUAAGAACCCUGCACCAAUUAGUACUAGAUCCAAACGACCAUUCGAACUGAUCCACUCAGAUCUAUCUGGAAAGUUCAGCAUACAGUCACAAGGAAAAGCUCAGUACUAUAUGUCCUUCAUCGAUGAUUUCACCCGCUUCGCUUGGAUAUAUCUCCUGAAACAGAAAGAAGACGCAAAGAAGGCCAUCAAGGACUACGUUACCAGAAUCGAGAAACAGUAUAGUACAACAAUACUGAGAUUCAGAACGGAUGGUGGUGGUGAAUACAUCAACAAGGACAUAACGAACUACUUCGACACACAAGGAAUAGUUCAUGAACAGACUCCCCCAUACACUCCUGAGUCUAAUGGAGUUGCAGAACGAUUCAACAGGACGGUAACCACAAUGGUCAGGUGCAUGAUCAUGGACCAUCCUAAGUCGUUAUGGGGAGAAGCAUACACAACAGCUGUCUACCUUAAAAACAGGCUACCACACAGUACGCUUAAGGGAAAGACCCCCUUUGAAGCCCUGAAAGGAACCAAGCCAAGUAUACAACACCUUCAACCAUUCGGUAAAAAAUGCUAUGUCCACAUCCCAGAAAACUCUAGGCCAGCAGGAAGCAAACUAGCACCCCGAGCGUAUGAAGGAAUUAUAGUUGGAUACUCAGACAGUAGUAAAAUAUACCGUAUCUGGAUAGGAACACAACAUAGGGUAAUUGAAAGUCGGGACGUCACAUUCCCCCCUCCUGAAUCAGGGGAAGUCUCAGUAAAACUCGACUUCAUCCCCAGCCUGAAACCAGAAACGGCAAAUGCACCAUCAGACGACGGAUACGAAUCAGAAGACAGGUCUGAUCCAGAACCCGAGUCAAAUGCAAUUGAAGAGAACCGUACAGAAAUGCCAGGAUUGUUCCCGGAAUCACCGGAACAGGUUAGACAACCACCACCGGCUAAACCACACAAGGGAAAAGAACCUGCCAUACCUAUGGGACAACCGCGAGACCCAAGAGAUAACUGGGAGACAAUUCCAGCACCAGUUAUACCAUUCAAAGGUUUCAAAGGAAAACCACUUGCGUCAACGACACCCAAAGGUACACCACCACAACCUCCAAGACGAUCGAAUCGCGUCCGUAAGAAAAUAGAUUAUGAACUUGAUAAGGAAAUAAGAAGGAAGGAAUACAACAACAAGGUAAUACAGCUACAGGAGCAACAAAAGGGGUACAUUGAAUCAGUAAGAGAGGACGGUCCAAUGGAUGAAGGCGAAUGUCAAGCAAUGAUUGAAGAAUUCAAAGCCGACAUUAUAAAAGCCAGAAAGGAUCUGGACCUAGAAUACCAAGAUGUAUCCAAUGAACCUGCGAUCUACCGUGUACACCUUGUAACCGAACCUUCAACCUAUCAUCAAGCCAUGAACAGCGACGAUCAACACCUAUGGAAAAAGGCGAUACAGACUGAGAAAGACGCGCUUCACAAAGCCCAUACCUGGGACAUUGUCAACCGACCAUCCAACCGAGCAGUAGUCCAAGGGAAAUGGGUAUUCAAAGUGAAACACAAUGCGGACGGAACAAUCGAGCGGUACAAAGCAAGGUACGUUGCUAAAGGCUUCACCCAAGUACAGUACCAAGACUACCAUGAGACCUUCGCCCCCGUUGCACGAUAUGAUUCUCUACGACUCCUACUGGCACUAGCUGCACACAACGGUUGGAUACCACAACAAAUGGACGUCAAGUCAGCCUUCCUGUAUGGUGUACUCAAGGAGGAAAUCUACAUGGAACUGCCUGAAGGCUACAGGCAGGACAACAAGCAAUCACCCCGUGAAUGGUAUGCUUGCCUAGCAGACUCCCUUCAACGGAAAGGAUUCGUCCCAGCCAAAUUCAACCCAUGCAUCUUCAUACAUAAGGAUCACCAUCUAUAUAUAUCGGUGUAUUUAGACGAUAUCAUGAUAUUCGGACCCGACUCCCCAUUCAGAAAAGAAAUCAGACAACUACUCAAGGCAGAUUUCGAAUGUACGGAUCUCGGUAACUCGAAGUUCAUACUGGGAAUAGAAAUAACGGUAACCAACAACGGUAUCACGCUAUCGCAACGCGCAUACAUCAACAAGAUCCUGGAUAAAUUUGGAAUGAGUAACUGUAAACCAGUUGGCACACCUCUCGAACCGAACCUCAACCUUCACAAAGGCGAACCGGAAGACCAAAUCGAGAAACCAACUGAGUACCAAUCCAUAAUAGGAUCACUGAUGUACGCGACCAAGCGAACUCUCCGAUAUCUCAACGGAACCAAAGAUUGGAACCUGUUCUACCCGAAGGGGAAUACUAGAACACUCGACGGAUUCUCAGACAGUUCCUACGCUUCAGACCUAGAUGACAGAAAAUCGUUCUCAGGAUACGUGUUCAGACUAGGGAAGUCAGCCAUUAGCUGGAGAAGCCGGAAGCAGAAAUCAGUCGCAGUCUCAACAACAGAAGCCGAAUACAUGGCCCUGUCCCUCGCAGCUCGACAACUGUUGCCGUUACACCCACUCAUCCACGACCGGUCCAAGCACAUCGACGUUCACUAUCACUACACACGUGAACAACUCGAAGCCGGAACCUUCGAAAUCCUCUACGUCCCUACCGAAGACAAUGUCGCGGACAUAAUGACCAAAGGACUACCAAAACCAGCUCACCAAAAAUUGUCAGAAUUGAUACGAUGUGGCAAUGUUGUAGCUGUUACUGGACUAGGCGGACAUGCCUUUGGUUCGUGGAAGGCCAAGGAGAGUGAUUUCAUGUGGCUGAGAGACGCUCUGCCGAAGGACGUUAGCGGUCUUAGGGUUCUGACAUAUGGUUUUGAAUCCGGUCUUGUGGGAAGCACAUCUUUUGCCAGCAUAGGAAGCUAUGCAAAGGAGCUUCUUCGGGACUUGAUAGGUGCUCGAUCCCAUGUUGAUGUGACGCAGCGCCCACUCGUCUUUAUUUGUCACAGUCUCGGUGGUCUGGUUGUUAAACAGACUCUUGUUGCUGCAGCUACAGCACGAAGACCCGGAACAGAUGACAUAUUGGAUCCCGAAAAUGAUAUACUUAAAUCGACAGCCGGUUUACUCUUGUAUGGUGUUCCAAAUAGGGGCCUUAGCGUAGCGAGCCUGGUGCCCAUGGUUCGCGGUCAACCCAACUCAGAACUAGUCGAGGCUCUGAAGCCAGAGUCCACUUAUCUUGAUCUGCUGCAUCAGAACUUUUGCACACAUUUCACAUUCAUGGACGCCGAAAUAAUCUCAUUUUGGGAAACUAAGCUAUCGCCAACUGCUGAGUUGCAAAAGGACGGAACAUGGAAAAUGACUGGUCCUAUGGAGGCUUUGGUGUCCAAGUCUUCAGCAACAAGUAGCAGACCAAACGAGGAAAAUUCCCCUAUCAACAGCUCGCACUCGGAGAUGGUCAAAUUCAAAACGUGGACGGACAGGGACUACACCUUUCUUCGCGACAAGCUCAAACAGUUGCGUGAUGAAGCACCUGGUAUAAUUUUGAAGAGGUUCUCAUUGAUCGGCACAGUCACGGAGGAAGACGAAUUAUUGGGUAGGAAGUAUCGGUGGACACCGCUCAUUCUUGCAAGCCACAAGGGGGACGUCCAAAGGGUCAAGCGACUGUUGCGGGAGGGGGCAUCUGUGAACGAAACGGCAGACAGCGAUGACACUGCUCUUCACCAGGCUGCCUCAAAAGGCUCCGAAGUUCUUGUACGGCUCCUUCUGGAUAGCGGUGCCAGGAUAGAUGCAAAGAACAACUUGGAGCAGACGCCUUUAUCCAAGGCUGCCGAAGAGGGGUGUGAUAACGUAGUUCGUCUUCUCCUCGAGAGAGGUGCAUACAUAUCAACAACAGGAAGGUUUGGUUUCACUCCUUUACAUCUCGCUUCGGCAAACGGGAAAGAGCUGGUAGCAAAAGUAUUAUUAGAUCACAAACCAAGUACUAUCAUUGAAGACCUGGACAUCGCCAACAGAACCCCGCUGCACAUAGCCGCAUUGAAAGGUCAAACCCAACUUACAAAGCUAUUACUCACCCGGAACGCCCAGCAGGAAGCGAUAGAUCGCGAGGGUGACACAGCGCUGCAUCUGGCAUGCGGGAAUGGACACAAGGAGGUGAUUAGAGAACUGUUACUUGUGGGAGCGAACAUUGAGGCAAGAAAUCACAUGGAAUUGACACCGCUCCAUAUUGCAUCAAUUACAGGACAGAAAGCAGUCGUUGAGAUGCUGCUAAGCAGAGGAGCGAAGAUUGAGGCGAGAUCGACGCUUGGGUUCACACCGCUCCAUUGUGCGACUAAUGAAGGCCAUGAUUCUAUUGUGAGGGUGUUACUAGAGCGUUCCGCGUCUUCGGAGGCUACUCGUCCUAAUGGUGAUACCGCUCUGCAUAUAGCGUCAGCAUGUGGGAAGGACACCGUAAUUACUUCAUUGUUGGAUCUCGGUGCAUGCAUUGAGGCAAAAAACACAGAAAUUAGGGCAACACCUUUGCAUCUUGCCGUAAUCAACAAUCAGGUAGGGGCAGCCAGCCUUCUACUAAAUCGCGGGGCAGAUAUCCGGGCCAGAUUGAUUGAUAGAAGGAUGCCUAUUCAUAUUGCAACCCUUCUCGGAUUCGAUCGUAUGGCAUCUCUCCUGCUGGAUCGUGGGUCGGAUAUCGAGGCCAAAUAUGAUGAUACGUUACGGACGCCUCCGAUGUUUCUUGAUGUGCAAGUUUCAGAGAGUUAUACUCUCGCAACACCCCUCAUACUGGCUGCAUCUUGCGGGCACACUUCACUUUGUAAGCUGCUGAUUUCUCGCGGAGCAAACGUGGAAGCGGGGGCAGGACAUUGCACGCCACUGCACGUUGCCUCGAGCAGAAAUGUCGCCGUCAUUUCUACGUUGCUUGAAGCACAAGCAGAUAUUGAGUCCAUUGGCCGUGCCAACACUACCCCUUUGCACUGGGCAUCGGUCUGCGUAUCCGACGAUAGUGUUCGUGCUUUACUCGACCGAGGGGCAGAUAUCGAGGCCAAAACAGAUUUUGGAUGGACAGCCCUACAUUAUGCAUCGAGUUUGGGGCUUGAUCAAAAUGUACGAGCCCUAAUAGGCUGGGGUGCAGAUGUUAACGCCACAGACCGUUCAAGGCGAACGCCAUUAAGCCUUGCAAAGGAUGGAAAGCAUUGGGGUGUCAUUCAGCUGCUAACGGAGCACGGCGCAAGGGAAAGUGUUUGGUGGAGACGUUCACCAGGCCCUACCAUUUCUAGCAGUUCGAAAAAUAGGAUACAGCCUAAAGGGAGUUCGUCUGAACGAGGAAGGAAACCUGCCUCUGGUGGUACCUAUAAUACUGCGGUGCCCAAUCAGUAUCUCGCUAUUCCGCAGCCUUCGGUCCUCACCGGUGAGACUCUAAUGGUGAAUAAUGCAGGAUCAUCUAAGAGAAAGAGAGAUGAAUUCGGAUUGGAUGAGGAGAUAAAUGGAAGUAAGAGAAGAAGGGAGUAUAACGAGCAGCAGCAUGAAGGAGGGAAGGAGAGCGACGACGAACAGGGUGCAGUUGGAUGGGCCCUAUCUAAGCUGGGUAUCAAGUGGUGGUGA